AUGGCAUCUUCAUCUCAUUACCAUUACCACAAUAAUGAUGACAAUGAUGAUGAAUUUGAAUCAGUCUUUGAAGAUUUAUUAGAAAUCCCUGAUACUAUUCUGGAACCGAAAGAGCGGAAAAAACGUAUAUUUAUCGAGAGAGACCGGGAAGAAGGCCAUCGAAAGCUCUGGAAUGAUUAUUUUUCGGAAACUCCAACAUAUCCGCCCAAUAUAUUCCGGCGACGGUUUCGAAUGAGUAAGCCGUUGUUCAUGCGCAUUGUCCACCGUCUCUCUACGGAAGUUCACUAUUUUGCUCCUACACAAGAUGCACUUGGAAGGUCAAGUCUAUCACCGAUCCAAAAAUGCACGGCCGCAAUUCGUCAAUUAGCAUAUGGUGGUGGGGCCGAUACGGUAGACGAAUAUGUUCGACUUGGUGAAACAACAGCGCGGAAUUGCUUGCACCAAUUUACUGCCGCAAUUAUCGACUUGUUUGGCGAUGAAUACCUAAGACGUCCAACACCGGAGGAUCUUGAAAGACUACUACAUAAGGGAGAACAACGUGGAUUUCCCGGGAUGAUUGGAAGCAUCGACUGUAUGCACUGGGAGUGGAAGAAUUGCCCCACCGCUUGGCAUGGUAUGUAUUCACGAGGAACCGAUAAACCAACGAUUGUCCUCGAGGCCGUAGCUUCUUAUGACCUCUGGAUAUGGCAUGCAUUUUUUGGAGCUCCAGGUACUAUGAACGAUCUAAAUAUUCUUGAUCGAUCACCUGUUUUUGAUGACAUUAUUAACGGAGUUGCUCCGGAAGUCAACUUCCAUGUUAACGGAAGGGAGUACAAUUUGGCCUACUAUCUCACUGAUGGUAUUUAUCCAGAAUGGGCGACAUUUAUUCGAUCUAUCCGACUACCACAGGGUCCAAAACAUUCCCUAUUUGCUACAGCCCAAGAAUCAGUCCGAAAAGACGUUGAGCGUGCCUUUGGAGUCCUACAAGCUAGAUUCGCCGUUAUUAAAAAUCCAUCUAGUUUAUGGAAAAAAUCGAAGAUAGCCAAUAUUAUGAGAGCAUGUAUCAUACUCCAUAAUAUGAUUGUCGAAGAUGAACGACGUACAGACGAUCAAGAUGAGACGUUUCAAGAUCAGGAUGUUUCAUUUUGCGUUAAGAUGCCUACAGAGAUUUUUAGUUCACUUGAUCGUCGAGCAAGAGUUCGGGAUAGACCAGUCCAUCAACAAUUGAAACAUGAUUUGAUCGAACAUAUAUGGGAUAAAUUUGGACCUUAA
Messenger RNA from Brassica rapa (field mustard), 1251 nucleotides. RefSeq lists its product as uncharacterized. The record is from RefSeq and is a predicted model, not a curated record. Lineage: Eukaryota; Viridiplantae; Streptophyta; Magnoliopsida; Brassicales; Brassicaceae.